ACAUAAUGAUUAUACAUACCAAUGGUGGAGAUCCAUGCUAACUUGUCUAUCUGAAACCCUCUGGACUGAUCUACAGACAAUAACUGGCAUUGGAGUGGCAGUAAGAAGCUCAACAAAUUUGUUUGCUUCACUUUCUAAUGGGGUACUUUGCCUCAAGUACAAGUUUCCGCUUUUUGUUGCCUGAGGCGUUUAUUUAUAGCUGAGACACUUUGAGCAGGGUAUUGGAUGUGGGAAACUAUCAUCUGGUGCUUCUUUUUAUGAAAAUCAGAUCACUUUCCAUGGGCUGUGUUGAAUGGGAUGGGUGUCCACUGGGCCCAAUAAACCUGUAUUGUUGACUGCUACUUUCAAAGUUUGCGUAAAAAUCUCCCCAAUAUUAAUUCCAGAUCAAGCGCGCGCCAAUCAUAACAAGGAAGUCAAUUUCAUUUUUUCUCUUGCCAGUCCCCACCAAGUCAAGUGGCAAUGGAAUAUUGUUCACUAUUAACGUUCCCAAAAAGGACUUGCGCUGUUGGUCAAUUCUUCUUAUGCCCUUACAGUCUUGCACUCAUAUUUACAUAGAAAAAUUGGACACGUUAGUUUGGAAAAAAAGCAAUCGAGAAACAAAAGGUUGAAUGACUCAAAAAAAUCAAGGACUUCCUGUUCUUCAAAGUCUUUACUCAGGUCAAUAGUUCGGCCCCCUCUCUAAAAGCCUAAAUGAUAAGUUUCUUAACCCAAGUCUUGCCUCAAACACAUGGCAAUGGUGCCUUAAACACAUGGCAAUGGUUUCUUCAAGACUUGUCUUCCUCGUUUCCAUUUGCAUACUGGUUUCUCAAGCCAUUGCUCAGCCAGACUUCCUAGACCAUUUCUGUUCAGACGACAAGGGUAACUACACAAGCAACAGUACCUACAAAGCAAACCUCAAUCAAGUCCUCUCCUCCCUCUCCUCCAACACAGAAAUUGACUAUGGGUUCUACAAAUUUUCUUAUGGCCAAAGCCCUGACAAAGUAUAUUCACUUGGACUUUGUAGAGGAGAUGCCAAGCCAGAUAUUUGCCGUAGUUGCCUCAAUAACGCCACAAAUCUUCUCCCUCUGCUUUGUCCCAAUCAGAAGGAAGCAAUAGGAUGGUAUGACUACUGCAUGUUACGCUACUCAUUGCGCAACAUAUUUGGUAUCAUGGAAGAUACUCCUGCUUACGAUAUGGGGAACACAAGUAACUUAUCAGGUAAUUUGGAUCAGUUCAAUCAGGACCUGGGGACCUUGUUGAAUAGCAAAAGAGUUCAAGCUGCAGCAGGUGGUUCUCUUCGUAAGUUUGCGGAGGGAAAUGCAACAGCACCAAACAAUCAAACACUAUAUUCACUUGUGCAGUGCACACCUGAUUUAUCUGAUAAAGAUUGCAGUGAAUGUUUGGCUCAGGCUUUUGGAUACAUUCCGGGAUGUUGUGGAGCCAAGCAAGGAGGGAGAGUUAAUACACCCAGCUGUUAUUUUAGGUUUGAGGUCUACCUCUUCUAUGAUGCCAAAGCUGAUAAUGCAUCAUCACCAUCACUGUCUCCACCACCACCACUAGUACCAUAUGUAUCUCCUCCACCAUUGAACAAUACUGCUGCUGCAAAAGGAAAGGAGAGUAACAAAUCUCAAACAGUCAUCAUAGUUGUACCCAUUAUUUCUUUUGUGGUACUAAUAAUAAUAUCCUUCUGCAUCUACUUAAGAGUCAGGAAACCAAGGGAGAAACCACAAAGUGAAUCUAUGGAUGAGAUUGGAAGGGUGGAAUCUUUGCAGUUAGGCUUUGGCACUAUUAAAGUAGCAACAGAUGACUUUUCUGAUGCAAAUAAGCUUGGGCGGGGUGGAUUUGGUGUUGUUUACAAGGGUAAACUCUUCGAUGGACAAGUUAUUGCUGUAAAAAGGCUUUCAAAAAAUUCAAGACAAGGAGAUCUUGAAUUUAAGAAUGAAGUUUUGUUAGUGGCCAAGCUUCAACACCGAAAUUUAGUUAGACUCUUAGGAUUUUGCUUGGAAGGAAUUGAAAGGCUUUUAAUUUACGAGUUUGUGCCCAAUGGAAGUCUUGACCACUUCAUUUUUGAUCCAAUCAAGCGUGCACAACUGGAUUGGGGAAGACGCUACAAAAUAAUUAUAGGCAUUGCUCGAGGUCUUCUCUAUCUUCAUGAAGAUUCUCGACUUCGUAUUAUUCAUCGGGAUCUCAAAGCAAGCAAUAUUCUAUUAGAUUUUGAAAUGAAUCCAAAAAUUUCAGAUUUUGGCACGGCAAGAUUGUUUGAACUUGAUCAAAGCGUAGGCAAUACAAUUAGAAUUGUGGGGACCUAUGGAUAUAUGUCUCCAGAGUAUGCAAUGCAUGGACAAUUCUCAGUAAAGUCUGAUGUCUUUAGUUUUGGUGUGCUAGUGUUAGAGAUAAUAAGUGGACGAAAGAAUAACUCCUUCUGCAGUGGAGAGAAUAUUAAGAACCUUCUAAGCUAUGCAUGGAAAAAUUGGAAACAGGGUAUAAUUUCAAAUCUUAUAGAUCCCACAUUGAAGGCAGGUUCGACAACUGAAAUAAUGAGAUGUAUUCAUAUUGGAUUACUAUGUGUUCAACAAAAUGUAGCUAAUAGACCAACUAUAGCAUCCGUUAUUCUCAUGCUUGAUAGAUACACUAUUACUCUACCAAUACCAUUAGAACCAGCAUUUCUUAUGAAUAGUGGUACUGAAUCAAACAUUCGCUUGCAAUGGGAGAAUGAUACAAGGGUGAUAGAGUCAAAUCAAUCUAAAAGUAAUUUUGUCAAAGCUUCGAUAAAUGAGGUGUCAAUCACAGAGCUAUCUCCUCGCUAAUGUUUAAUGAAUUUGAAAUGUAAUACUACUAUUUUCCUUC
Molecule: messenger RNA, 2826 nt
Organism: Quercus lobata
Lineage: Eukaryota; Viridiplantae; Streptophyta; Magnoliopsida; Fagales; Fagaceae
Product: cysteine-rich receptor-like protein kinase 29
Exons: 9
Coding region: 750-2786 (678 amino acids)
Biological process (GO): protein phosphorylation
Cellular component (GO): plasma membrane
Molecular function (GO): protein serine/threonine kinase activity; ATP binding
Source: RefSeq, a predicted model, not a curated record